Molecule: messenger RNA, 2075 nt
Organism: Arabidopsis thaliana (thale cress)
Lineage: Eukaryota; Viridiplantae; Streptophyta; Magnoliopsida; Brassicales; Brassicaceae
Gene: MEF9
Product: mitochondrial editing factor 9
Exons: 1
Coding region: 34-2004 (656 amino acids)
Biological process (GO): cytidine to uridine editing; RNA modification
Cellular component (GO): mitochondrion
Molecular function (GO): RNA binding
Source: RefSeq, marked reviewed
UUUUGAUCGCUGCAAAUUUCGCCGGCGACGACGAUGAUCCGAUCACGAAGUGUCUUGUUAAUUUUCAGGAAGGUGUUGUAUCAAUCGUCUUGUCUUAAGUGUUUAUUAUGUGCAAACUCUUUCUCUACUUCAGUUUCGUCAAGCUUGGGUUUUCGAGCGACGAACAAAGAGUUAAACCAGAUGAUAAGAUCGGGGUAUAUCGCCGAAGCUAGAGAUAUUUUUGAGAAACUGGAAGCGAGGAACACAGUGACAUGGAAUACGAUGAUAAGCGGGUAUGUGAAAAGGCGUGAAAUGAAUCAAGCACGGAAACUGUUCGACGUAAUGCCUAAGAGAGAUGUUGUGACUUGGAACACGAUGAUUUCGGGGUAUGUUUCAUGUGGUGGGAUUAGGUUUCUUGAGGAAGCAAGGAAGCUGUUUGAUGAAAUGCCUUCAAGGGAUUCUUUUUCAUGGAACACUAUGAUUAGUGGUUAUGCGAAGAAUCGGAGGAUAGGUGAAGCGUUGUUGUUAUUUGAGAAAAUGCCUGAGAGAAAUGCAGUGUCAUGGAGUGCUAUGAUCACUGGGUUUUGUCAGAACGGUGAAGUGGAUAGCGCGGUUGUGUUGUUUCGGAAAAUGCCUGUGAAGGAUUCGUCUCCUCUAUGUGCACUUGUGGCUGGUCUUAUUAAAAACGAGAGACUUUCAGAAGCUGCGUGGGUUUUGGGUCAGUAUGGGAGUUUAGUUUCAGGAAGGGAAGAUUUGGUGUAUGCUUAUAACACUUUGAUUGUUGGAUAUGGACAGAGAGGACAAGUAGAAGCAGCUCGAUGUCUGUUUGAUCAGAUUCCUGAUCUCUGUGGUGAUGAUCAUGGUGGAGAGUUUAGAGAGAGGUUCUGUAAAAAUGUUGUGUCAUGGAAUUCUAUGAUCAAAGCUUACUUGAAAGUGGGUGAUGUGGUCUCUGCAAGGUUGCUAUUUGAUCAGAUGAAAGACCGCGAUACAAUUUCUUGGAACACAAUGAUUGAUGGAUACGUACAUGUUUCCAGGAUGGAAGAUGCUUUUGCUCUGUUUUCGGAAAUGCCGAACCGUGAUGCACAUUCGUGGAACAUGAUGGUCUCGGGUUAUGCUAGUGUUGGCAAUGUAGAGCUUGCUCGCCACUACUUUGAAAAAACACCUGAGAAACAUACAGUCUCGUGGAACUCGAUAAUAGCAGCUUAUGAGAAAAACAAGGACUACAAAGAAGCUGUUGAUUUGUUUAUCCGGAUGAACAUUGAAGGAGAGAAGCCUGACCCACAUACUUUAACUUCUCUUCUCAGUGCAUCUACCGGGCUUGUGAAUCUGCGUUUAGGAAUGCAGAUGCACCAAAUCGUUGUCAAGACUGUGAUCCCCGAUGUUCCAGUCCACAAUGCCCUUAUCACUAUGUAUUCAAGAUGCGGUGAAAUAAUGGAGUCGAGGAGAAUCUUCGAUGAAAUGAAACUCAAAAGAGAAGUAAUCACAUGGAAUGCAAUGAUAGGAGGAUAUGCAUUUCAUGGUAAUGCCUCAGAGGCCUUGAAUCUGUUCGGGUCGAUGAAAAGCAACGGGAUAUAUCCUUCUCACAUAACAUUCGUCUCAGUUCUGAACGCUUGUGCUCACGCGGGACUUGUUGAUGAGGCUAAAGCACAGUUUGUGUCCAUGAUGAGUGUGUACAAGAUCGAGCCGCAGAUGGAACAUUAUUCUUCCCUGGUCAACGUUACCAGUGGACAAGGGCAGUUUGAAGAGGCCAUGUAUAUCAUAACGAGUAUGCCUUUUGAGCCAGACAAAACGGUAUGGGGUGCAUUAUUGGAUGCUUGUAGGAUAUAUAACAAUGUAGGGCUUGCACAUGUUGCAGCUGAAGCAAUGUCGAGACUCGAACCAGAGAGCUCAACACCUUAUGUACUGUUAUAUAACAUGUAUGCGGAUAUGGGACUAUGGGACGAAGCUUCUCAAGUGAGAAUGAACAUGGAGAGUAAAAGAAUCAAGAAGGAAAGAGGAUCCAGUUGGGUUGACUCCUCAACGUAAAAAGCAGCCUUUAUUUAUGUUUACUUAAACAUAAAAAUUGAUUUGGGAUCAGAAUUGAGAUAGAAAUUGAU